UUGUAACCAUACCUAGGGUGUGUUUGCAAAUAGCUACCUACCUAACAUUUCAAGGUCUAUUUGAAGCUCCAUUUGAAGCUUUGCUUGCCAUCACAAUGGCCCCGACAACAGUGCCUCGUGUGCGCCGGACUGCGCAAAAUACUCAAUACACGUAUACCCUACCUCGUCGUAUCCAUGCUGUUCAGACAUACCCUGUUCUCUCGCCGCAGGGUGCGACUAUCUUAAUAUACGGCCAUGAGAGUGGCAUCACAAUCGUUUGGCGCGGGGGACGUCGAUUUAAGCCCGAAGUAUCUAAAGAAGCCGAGCGUGGCCCUACAUCUAAGCAGAAUGGCAACCCCCCUGCAGAUGCUGUUAUGAUUGUCGAUUCCGACGAUGAAGAUACCUCACCCUCUGGGAAGGGAGGGUCGUUUGUUGAUACGCCACAAUUCGAAGACUCCCUCGACGAGGACGCACCAUACCCCGAAAUCGUUCAAACCCUUGACCUUGAGUUCGGCACUGCUGUCUUCCACCUUGCAGCAUUACCUUUAACGCCUUGCACGGCAGAAGAUGCUUCAUGGGGAGGCGCGGAUAUACUAAAGGAUAGGAUGGUAUUUUCUGCUUCAUGUGCUAGUCGCGAAGUCUUCCUGAUUACCUUACCUCUUGUUCCUCCAUCUCCUCUGAGCAAAGCUCGAGCCGAGUUACAAGAAACUCUCCUAGCCGGAAAAGCUGGCAAUGGCAAAUGGGGUGAGACUAUGACCUUGCUAGCUGGUCAAGUAAAAGGCAGCGAUGCCUUAGCAAUGACCCUUAUUAGACCGAAGACCGUAUUGGAACGCAAUAAGUCGAAUGAGCGAUCACGAUCAGAAUCUAGUGCAUUGCCUCGCGUUGUAGUAGCCGCUCACUCGCCCGAGGCAUCUGGCGCCUUACGUCUAUGGGACGUGCCCCUAGAGGAAACAUCCAAAACAGGUGGACGGAUCGAGCCAUUCCAAACUGAAUUCCUACCCAAACCCCUCACUUCCAUCUCAUUUAACCCUACCCACUCAACCCAGCUUUUAUGUAAUGCAUCCCCUGAAGCGGUUAGAAUAUACGACUACGCACUUGCAUCGAUGCCUCCCGACGAUCUAUCUGAGGGACCAUUUCCUUCGCAAGGCUCUUGGCUCAUUUCGUUCUAUCCACCUUUUGCCCGACCUUCUUCUUCGCGGAAACCGAUACUGGCCGCUUCUUGGAUAGCUCACGGUCGUGCUAUUCUUGUCCUCCUUGCGGAUGGACAAUGGGGUAUUUGGGAUAUUGACGGCGUCUCCCCGCAGGGACCUGCCCUGUUCGGCAAGCCUGGGUCUGGUAUCCGUGGUGACGCAUUAACAGAAUUCAACAUCUCAGGAUAUGUCGAAGGAACAAGCCCUCUACGAAAUCCCGCCUCUCAGAGGAGCUCGAACGGCGGUCCUGACUUCGUCCCCAUGACACCGCACUCCAGACGUGACGCUCUUGCAACUUCCCACGGUCCUGAACGUUUCGCACCAGUUAGAGGAGGCAUCGUGGUGACCCCGCUACCAGCUAGUCCAACUACAACAGCUGACGAGAGCGUUGUCUUGUGGAUCGGUGGUGCUGAGCACGUUUUUGUCAUACCCGGCGUUCUUAAGUUCUGGGAUGCCCAGAUACGUAAGGGUGCUGGCGGUGGCGUCAAUCUCUUCAGCGGAGCACAGCCAACUCGUAUGGUGCGACUAAACGAUUUAAGCGUUGGGCUGAUGGGCGAACGUUGUACUGGUGUCGGAGCCAUCGUUCGCUUUGUUGAAAAUGGCAGCGCAAGCCUAUCUGGAAACGAAGGUUUGCCCGUUGAAUUGUUAGUGUGUGGCGAGACAAGGCUUGUGAUUGUUAGGGAGAGCGAGACGGUUGUCGGCACUAAGAUCGGCGGAGUCAUCGGUCGCCGGAAGAGAUCAAGCGAUCAUGCAAAAGAGAACAGCGCCAUCGUCGUCUAUCCUCGACCGCAACAGCCGGGUAGCGUCGCUUACAACCUCUCGGUUGGCCCCAGAAGGAAGCUCUCGAGAUCUAGUGCGGACGGUCUCUUUGGUGAAACGCCUUCAAACGAUACUGUUAAUACGCAGGCCCAAACGGAGCAGCGGCCUCUACAACUACCAACAAGACCGAGAGGCGGGUUUGCUUUUGCAGACAGCCUCAAUGCUGCCGCUGACGUCGAGCAACAGGAACUGGACGAUGAACGAGACGUCGAGGUGGAAAUGCUGGAUAUAAUGGAGAUCGACCGCGAAUUGGAUGCUCUCGAUAACGGAAGAGGCCGUGGCCGUAAGAAGGUUAUAUUCGACUCAUAGGCUUAAGCGUUUUAUAUCAACUAAUGCGUCCUAUAUUGGUACUACUGAAAAGGGGUUUGGAGUAUGAUGAUAUCCUAAGAAAUCUCCGUGUUAACUGUCCCAUAUCCUACGGUUCCGGCCUGACUAUUAUUACCUAUCCUAUCUAUUUU
Messenger RNA from Daldinia caldariorum, 2446 nucleotides. RefSeq lists its product as uncharacterized. Lineage: Eukaryota; Fungi; Ascomycota; Sordariomycetes; Xylariales; Hypoxylaceae. The transcript has 3 exons. Gene Ontology annotation, molecular function: protein binding. The record is from RefSeq and is a predicted model, not a curated record. The coding region runs from base 96 to 2297 and encodes 733 amino acids.